This is a messenger RNA of Lycium ferocissimum, 1870 nucleotides long. Its product is annotated as DEAD-box ATP-dependent RNA helicase 16. NCBI's taxonomy places the organism in Eukaryota, Viridiplantae, Streptophyta, Magnoliopsida, Solanales, Solanaceae. Gene Ontology annotation, molecular function: nucleic acid binding; ATP binding. The transcript has 16 exons. Bases 1 to 1791 code for a protein of 596 amino acids. The record is from RefSeq and is a predicted model, not a curated record. Gene Ontology annotation, cellular component: nucleolus.
AUGAGUUCCCGUCAUCAGUUAUGGGACGAAAGCAGUCCAGUGGUGGCUCACGAUAAUCAUAAUGAUAGUGCUGUUGUUGAGAUGACUUCCGUUCCUCCUGGAUCUUCAUCUAAUCACCAUCUCAACCCUAUUCAGCGUGUUGCUAUUCCUCUUAUCCUCGGAGGCCAAGAUGUGGUUGCUCGAGCUAAGACUGGUUCUGGAAAGACCUUUGCGUAUCUCCUUCCUUUACUUCAGAAGCUCUUUACUCAGUCAACUUCAACGAAGAAACUUGCUCCCACUGCAUUGAUUCUUGUUCCCACAAGGGAAUUGUGUCAACAGGUUUGUUCGGAGGCUAAUUCGCUGAUUGAACUAUGUCGGGUGCAAUUGAGGCUUGUCCAAUUGACAAGCUCCAUGUCUGUUUCUGAACUGAGAACUACCUUGGCGGGGCCUCCGGAAAUUGUUAUAUCUACUCCUGCUUGUAUAAAGACAUGCUUGUCUAAUGGAAUUAUUCAACCAAAAGCUGUUCAAGAUUCUCUCUCCUAUCUCAUUCUCGAUGAGGCAGAUCUUCUUUUGUCGUAUGGAUAUGAAGAUGAUCUGAAAGCUCUUACAUCUCAUAAACCAAAAGGUUGCCAGUGCCUUUUGAUGUCUGCAACCUCAAGUUCUGAUGUUGAAAAGCUGAAGAAGCUUAUUUUACAUAAUCCCUACAUCUUAACUUUGCCUGAGGUGGGCGACACAAAGGAUGACAUUGUCCCAAAAAAUGUUCAGCAAUUUUAUAUUUCUUGUGCUGCUCGUGAUAAGCUUGUUCAUAUCCUUGCCCUCUUGAAGCUAGAGUUGGUUCAGAAAAAAGUGCUGAUAUUUACAAAUUCAAUUGACAUGAGUUUUAGACUCAAACUAUUCUUUGAGCAGUUUGGGAUCAAGUCUGCAGUGCUAAAUGCUGAGCUGCCUCAGAGUUCUCGUCUACACAUCCUUGAGGAAUUCAAUGCUGGGCUAUUUGAUUACUUGAUUGCGACUGAUGAAAGUCAAUCAGAAGGAAAGGAACAGGUUGAUGAUCAAAAUGGCGGUGAGCGGAAAAAAUCGAAAAAACACCGAAAGCAUAAAUUGGAUGCAGAGUUUGGCGUGGUCAGAGGGAUAGACUUCAAAAAUGUGCAUACUGUGAUAAAUUAUGAGAUGCCUCAAACUGCUGCAGGCUAUGUACAUCGAAUUGGACGUACUGGAAGAGCAUAUAAUACUGGAGCAUCUGUUUCUCUUGUUUCUGCUGAAGAGACAGAAAUAUUUGAAGAGAUUAAAUCUUUACUGGGGGAAAAUGAAGACAAGGUGUCACAGUUUAUUGCCCCAUUCCCAUUGCUGAGUAAAAAUGCAGUGGAGUCUUUGCGUUACCGAGCUGAGGAUGUUGCAAGGAGUGUUACAAAAAUUGCUGUAAGAGAAUCACGGGCGCAGGAUCUGAGGAAUGAAAUUCUUAAUUCUCAAAAGUUGAAGGCUCAUUUUCAAGAUAAUCCAAAAGACUUAGAUCUUUUGAAGCAUGAUAAGAUGUUAAGCAAGAAGGCACCUGCCCCACAUCUACGUGAUGUACCUGACUACCUAUUGGAUCCAACAACACAAGAAGCUAGCAAGAUUGUGAAGCUGGCCAGAGCUGCAAUGGGCAAUACGAAUCCAUCUCGCGGCAAAGGAUCGAAAGGAAGGUUCAAAAGAAGCAGAGACCCUCUUAAAACAUUUUCAGCUGAGGCACCGAACCGAGCAGGGAAAGGUGGGACGAAGAGAAAGGCAAAAGAUAUUGAUAAUGACCAUAAACAGAAGAAGAAACACCCCGCCUAAUUGUUUGAUACAAGGAAUUGUAUUUUAUACAAACUUUGAAUUAUUUAUUAAUCAAUUUUUUUGAAUGCGCUCUCUGAGA